CACAAAUCUAAAUUAACAAUGGUGUCUAUCUCCUUCUCCUUCUUCUCUUCAUGUUUUCCCAUUAAUUCCUUUCUUCUAUUUACAUCCCUUCUUUCCGCAGCUUUGAUCGAUGCAGCCACAAUCACUGUCACCAAUAACUGUUCUUUCACCGUUUGGGCUGCAGCCACACCCGGCGGUGGCCAGCAACUCAAACAAUCCCAAACAUGGACCUUAAACCCACCAGAAAAUACAACCCGAGGCCGAAUCUGGGCCAGGACUGGCUGCAAUUUCAACGAGUCCGGUUAUGGUAGUUGCCAAACAGGGGAUUGCAAUGGGCUCCUAGAGUGUCAAACCUACGGCUCACCUCCCAACACUUUGGCCGAGUAUGCAUUGAAUCAGAACAAUAACUUGGACUUCUUUGACAUUUCUCUUAUCUACGGGUUCAACGUGCCGAUGCAAUUCAGUUCCAACUCAAAAUUGUGCACCACAGACAUUCAAUGCAUCGGUGACAUCAAUGAGCAGUGCCCCGGCUCACUACAGGCUCCAGGAGGAUGCAAUAACCCGUGUACCGUGUACAAUACUAACGAGUAUUGUUGCAAUUCUAGUAGUUGUGAACCUACCCGUUAUUCUAGAUUCUUCAAGGAUAAAUGCCCGGAUGCUUAUAGUUACCCGAAAGACGAUCAAACAAGCACUUUCACUUGCCCGGGAGGAACUAAUUACAAGGUUGUUUUCUGCCCAACUGGUUCGGUGUUAACAAAUACAAUAACAAGGAACACAACAACAACAGUAUCAAUAUGCCAAAGUAAUUCUACUAUUAUUAUUCCUCAGGCUAAAAUAACAAUUGUUGCCCCUGCAUUCAAGAGUUGUAACAAACAGUUUUAUGUUUCCUUGUCAAAACAAUAACAAUUUAUUAUGUUAAUAAAUUUU
Messenger RNA from Impatiens glandulifera, 906 nucleotides. Its product is annotated as thaumatin-like protein 1. The transcript has a single exon. The record is from RefSeq and is a predicted model, not a curated record. NCBI's taxonomy places the organism in Eukaryota, Viridiplantae, Streptophyta, Magnoliopsida, Ericales, Balsaminaceae. Gene Ontology annotation, biological process: defense response. The coding region runs from base 19 to 882 and encodes 287 amino acids. Gene Ontology annotation, cellular component: extracellular region.